Arachis duranensis is the source of this 1047-nucleotide messenger RNA. Its product is annotated as vacuolar iron transporter homolog 4-like. Gene Ontology annotation, biological process: intracellular manganese ion homeostasis. Gene Ontology annotation, molecular function: iron ion transmembrane transporter activity; manganese ion transmembrane transporter activity. NCBI's taxonomy places the organism in Eukaryota, Viridiplantae, Streptophyta, Magnoliopsida, Fabales, Fabaceae. The record is from RefSeq and is a predicted model, not a curated record. The transcript has a single exon. Gene Ontology annotation, cellular component: membrane. Bases 92 to 751 code for a protein of 219 amino acids.
UGUGUUCUCCACAAGCUCUUCAAAUUCCUUUCUCCCUCUCUACCUUACUAUAUUUAACAACUCUCUAUUACCAUUAUUUCCCUUCUCCUUCAUGGCUUCCACUAAUGGAACUUCACCUAACCACAUUGAAAUUCCCAUGCAUGCAAAUGGUGCUGCUCUUGUGGUGCAGCCAAAACCAAACCAAGUGGUUGACCAAGAGAGCAAUACUAACUACACUCAAAGGGCUCAGUGGCUCCGAGCAGCAGUGCUCGGAGCCAACGACGGACUAGUCUCAGUUGCAUCACUCAUGAUGGGUGUUGGAGCUGUUAAGCAUGACAUCACAGCCAUGGUUCUAGCAGGCUUUGCCGGCCUAGUAGCCGGAGCAUGCAGCAUGGCAAUCGGAGAGUUUGUCUCUGUGUACACUCAGUAUGACAUAGAGAAGGCUCAGAUAAAGAGAGAAGAAGAAGAAGUAGCGGAUCAUGAGAGGGAGAAGCUGCCAAAUCCAUUUCAAGCUGCAGCAGCAUCAGCAGUGGCAUUUUCUGUGGGUGGUGUGGUGCCAAUGCUAGCAGCUUUGUUCAUAAGGAACCAUAAGGUUAGAAUGGGUGUUGUUACUGUUGCUGUUAGCUUAGCAUUGUUGGUGUUUGGAAUUUUUGGAGCCAUUCUUGGUAGAACUCCUGUCACAAGAUCCUGUCUCAGGGUUCUCAUUGGAGGUUGGAUGGCUAUGGCUAUCACUUUUGGCUUCACCAAGUUGCUUGGCUCUGUUUCACUUUAGAAUUAUGUGUACCCAUUUUAUCUCCUAUAUUAAACUAAUGCAUACUUGGAAACUCAGUGCAGUCAACUUCACGUGAAAUUGAUAACUGGGAGUCGUUAGACAAAUCAUUUAACGGCUCUCAACUAUCAACUUUACAUGAAAUUAAUUGGACAUGAGUUUCCACCUUAGUCUUUUUAUAUAAAUGAGUGGGAUGUGUGUGAUAUUAUUACCCUUAAUAAGCUAUAGGUGCCUGCAUCUUUAGCCGUUUGCCAAGGUUUUUAAUUAAAGUGUUUAUUAUCACAGUGUUUUCUUGUUUC